Messenger RNA from Cornus florida, 746 nucleotides. Its product is annotated as large ribosomal subunit protein uL29. Gene Ontology annotation, biological process: translation; maturation of LSU-rRNA from tricistronic rRNA transcript (SSU-rRNA, 5.8S rRNA, LSU-rRNA). The record is from RefSeq and is a predicted model, not a curated record. Gene Ontology annotation, molecular function: mRNA binding; structural constituent of ribosome. Gene Ontology annotation, cellular component: ribosome; cytosolic large ribosomal subunit. Lineage: Eukaryota; Viridiplantae; Streptophyta; Magnoliopsida; Cornales; Cornaceae. The transcript has 4 exons. The coding region runs from base 144 to 515 and encodes 123 amino acids.
AUCUCAAUCUAGCCCAACCAAGUUUACAGCCCGUCAUCUAUAUGCAGCGGUGAUAAAAUGAAACCCUAACCCAUCCCAUUCCAUUUCUAGGGUUUCGCAGAGAGCAAAGUAGCAGCCUUCGUAGCUUUUCUUCAGUCGCAUACAUGGCGAGAAUUAAGGUUCAUGAGCUGAGAGGAAAAACCAAGGCAGAACUGUUGAGUCAGUUGAAGGAUCUGAAAGCUGAACUCGCCCUUCUCCGAGUGGCCAAGGUCACUGGUGGUGCUCCUAACAAGCUCUCCAAAAUAAAAGUGGUGAGGUUGUCAAUUGCACAGGUGUUGACAGUGAUCUCACAGAAACAGAAGGCUGCUCUUAGGGAAGCAUACAAGAACAAGAAAUACUUGCCCCUUGAUCUGCGUCCCAAGAAAACCAGAGCCAUCCGCAGACGUCUCACCAAACAUCAGGCAUCAUUGAAGACGGAACGGGAGAAGAAAAAGGAGAUGUACUUUCCAAUGAGGAAAUAUGCCAUUAAGGUGUAAGUUUGGAUCUCUUAUGGAGGAGAUUUUGGUACUCACUAUAAAUCUUAUUCCAAUGAUGAACUUCUAAAUUUUGAUUACUUCUACUCCAAUACUGGACUUGAAUGAGUGUUUUAAUUUGAAUUAAUGGCUAGUAAACUCCGGAGGUUGUCUCUCUCCAAUGCAGUGAUAGGCGAGAGAUUGAUAUUUAUGUAUGUGUUGGUGGUUGCUUUUACGAGUUAUGUUUUGUUGCCA